AUGAUGAGAUCUCUCUUGCAACUAAGAAUUGUCGAUCAUUCCGCAGGUUUUAUGUUUACUUGUCUAAAGCCAUUGGAAGACCAGUUUCCUGUCGCAGUAACAUCUAAAUACACCAUUUUCCGAUCCCUUGGAAGGGGUGCUUGUGGAGAGGUUUACCAAGUUUUUGAGCGUGAAUCGUGUCAGCAGUAUGCAAUGAAGGUGGUACAGAAAAAGUCAUUUUCUUUCCCUACCCGAAAUGGUCUUUGCAAUCGAGUGCAGUCAGAAGUUGAGAUUCUAAAGAAGUUGAAUCACGUAAGCUUCUAUAUUUGCAUGAAUCAUGCAAUGACUAGAGUUGAGCACGGCGAAUUGUUUGAUCGGGUGAUAAAUCUUGGCCAGUUGUGUGAGGAUGAUGCGAAAUUCUUAUUUUUGCAAAUUGUUAUUGCUACCAAGUAUCUGCAUGACAACGGAAUAACACAUAGAGAUUUGAAGCCAGAAAACAUAUUGCUGUCGGGGAGAUCGAACAGGUGCCUAAUUAAGGUGACAGACUUUGGUUUGUCAAAAUUUGUUGAUGGAAAUACAAUGUUGCGGACAUUCUGCGGAACACCUACAUACUUAGCCCCAGAGGUUUUGCGCACUGCCGGAACAGGCACCUACACGUCAUCGAUUGACAUAUGGUCACUUGGCGUGAUUUUAUACGUGUGGUAA
Messenger RNA from Mesocestoides corti, 684 nucleotides. The record is from the annotation of a GenBank genome assembly. Lineage: Eukaryota; Metazoa; Platyhelminthes; Cestoda; Cyclophyllidea; Mesocestoididae.